Molecule: messenger RNA, 3057 nt
Organism: Fundulus heteroclitus (mummichog)
Lineage: Eukaryota; Metazoa; Chordata; Actinopteri; Cyprinodontiformes; Fundulidae
Product: CCN family member 1
Exons: 5
Coding region: 175-1365 (396 amino acids)
Biological process (GO): signal transduction
Cellular component (GO): extracellular region
Molecular function (GO): protein binding
Source: RefSeq, a predicted model, not a curated record
GGCUCAAACGUAAACCGAUCAAAGCGUACAAGUGAUGGAGGACACCUGAGGAUGAAUCUGGAAUUGGGAUCUAAUCCGUGUGGACAGAAGUUGGAUGUAGGACUACUUUUUUUUGUGACGUAAGCUGUUUUUAAGAGCAACGUGCCUUUCUAUGAGCAUCACCCGACUGACAGCAUGGGGAUACAGUUGCUAUUUGCCGCCUUGGGAGUGGCGACAGUCGUGGUGGUGACGGCUGACUGUCCGGUGAUGUGUGAGUGCCCGGCGGUGCCCCCCACCUGCCCCCCUGGAAUAAGUUCAGUCCCUGACGGUUGCGGCUGCUGCAAGGUGUGUGCCGCGCAGUUGAACCAAGACUGCCACGAGGGACAACCGUGUGACCACCAUAAAGGACUGGAGUGCAACUACGGCAAUGAUGUGGGUCGCACCCAUGGCAUCUGCAGGGCAAAGGCAGACGGCCGCUCCUGUGAAUACAACGGACGGAUUUAUCAAAAUGGCGAGAACUUCCGUGCCGGCUGCAAACACCAGUGUACCUGCAUCGACGGAGCUGUAGGAUGCAUGUCCCUUUGCCCCAGCCACGUGCCUCUGGCUUCUCCCUCCUGUCCUGCCCCCAAGUUAGUGAAGGUGCCAGGCCAGUGCUGCCUCAGCAUCGACUGCCACAAGGGAACCACUGUUGUGCCCCCAGCGCACCGACGACCCCCACCUCCUGCUUACCGACCUUACCCCUUCGUUCCCUACCCGGCCUAUCCAUACUCCAAGCCUUAUCAGAAACCUUACCGGAAGCUGUACCCCUAUAAACCCAAAAAGGAGAAAAGCACCUUGGGCAACGAGCUGCUGGAAGUGCGGCGUAAAUGGGACAAGGCGCACGGAAAUAAGGACCUGAUGGCCUGGAGUAAGUUGGGAGAUCAUUGCUUGGUUCAGACCACCUCCUGGUCCCAGUGUUCCCGGACCUGUGGGAUGGGCAUCUCCUCUCGGGUUACCAACGACAAUGGCCGGUGUAAGCUGGUCAAGGAGACACGCCUGUGCAACAUUCGGCCGUGCAGCUCUAUGUCUAUCCCUGUGAAGAAAGGAAGGAAGUGCUCUCGUACACACAAAGCCCCUGAGCCGCACCGUUUGUCCUACGCCGGCUGCAGGAGCACUCGCCUGUACAGGCCCAACUACUGCGGGGUGUGCAGGGACGGCCGCUGCUGCUCCCCCCGUCGCACGCGCACGGCCAACGUGACCUUUGCCUGCCCCGACGGGGACCUUUUCAGUAGAUCCGUGAUGUUCAUCCAGUCCUGCAAGUGCAGCGACGAGUGCAACCAUCUGAACGAGGCUGUGAUGCCGCCGCAGCUGUGGCUCUACGGAGACGUUCACAAAUUCAAGGACUAGCUGUGCUAGCCCUGCCCCGCCUGCAUUCCUCCAUAACAGCAUAAAUUGCCACCCAUUAGUGAUUCUUUUUAUAGAGCAGCUGUUCCUAGUGUAGCUACCAGUAAUAUGCAGGCAAUGGUAAAAGAUCAGGAGAUCUGUCCUGGAAGAUAAUUUGUGGAGCAGGAUUUAUUUUUUUUCUUUCUGCCGUGCUCCAAAUGUUCCCUGAACUGUGGCACUUCAGCCAAGGAGAAAGGAGCCGGAGAGGAGACAAACUGUUAAGGACGACCGUUUCUUGCAUUUAUGCUAGUCUUAUUCUCUUGCAGUGGGAUAGAUGUUACUAGCCGGUAGGAAAAACAAUUUUAGGUUUGACACGAAACGGUCCAAAAUAAGGGCUGUAGUAGAAAACUUGAAAAGACUUUAAUGGCAAUUGCAAAAGGCUGUGGUUUGUCUUGCAAUGGUAUUUAUUCUAUGAUAUUUAUUCUAGAGACAGACACGUUGACGCAUUGGCACGCCACAGGGACACGAUUUGUCUUGGAGCCUCUCCGUGGCUGAACGAGGAUCAAAAAGAGGACAAGUCAAUAGACAGCUGUCAGUCACAGAGAGAAAGGGAGGCUGGGAUCCGGGACCGUCAGAAACCGGCGGCCAAAGACGGAUGACGAGGAAUGCAGGGAUAAUAGUGCAAAAAGACAGCUGAACCUGGUGGGUUUGGGACUUGUACACACUCCGAAGAAAUGUGUCAAAGGUUGUUUAUACAGCUGGACUCAUCUCCUGCCUUGGCUUCACGAGAAACUGAGACAUUUAGCAAGCACCAGAAGAACAAGCCUGGGAUUCUGGCGUCGAGCAGUCGACCACCUAAUUCUGUGCAAAUUACAAUCUCCGGGGGGAGAAAAUCAGCCUCUCUCUGGUUUUGCUGUAAAAAUAAAAUCUGAAAGCUGCGUGUGUGACGAGGUAAACAUACAAUUUGUGACGGGCGGGCGGAACCGCGCCGCUGCCUAAUCUGGCCUGUAAUUGAGCGGCGCGGCAUGUCGCGCUGAAACAAAACAAGAAGCCGUGUCUUUUCAUGUUAAAGAGGUGUCUGUUUCUGAAAACUGCUGACUUCACAGCUGAGUCAGAAAUAAGCUUUCCAACGGGUGCUAAACCCUGGAAACCUGCAUUUAAAAGGACUCUCAAAGAGACCGACCCCAGGCAUUGGCUGUGUAUUUUUUUUUUUUUAAUUUCUGGAGCGUAGAUCAUAUAUUAUGACUGGGAAACAAAAGUACCCUCCUUGACUUUUGCUCGGAUUAGUUUGUGCACCUUAUGUCAACGUUUCUACAAUAUCUCAUUGUCAAUAACAUGUCCAAGUCAUUCUCUUGUAACACUGCAGGUGUCGUAGUCUUUUAUCUUCGCUCUUUGCUCACAUAGAUGCUGUGGUUUUGUCAUUUUAUCUAGUUCUAAGGGACACUGUAGAGCAGCUAUGUACAGAUGAAUUUGUAACUUUGUAAUUCUGUCUGCUGUAUAAGGGCCCCUCAUUCUGUUGCAUUAGUUCAUGUGUAGUUUAAACACUGAACCUGGGUACAGGUUCUUAACGAGACUAUUGUACCAGUUGGAGAGCAUUUGAAGGGGGGAAAAAAAUGGAUUAUAAAGCGACAUCGAUUUUCAUGGAAGGACGGUAGCCCAGCUGGUUUUGAAGCAAUGACGGUUAAAAUGUUUGGAAUAAAUAAACUUUUACCCUUA